This is a messenger RNA of Mesocestoides corti, 834 nucleotides long. NCBI's taxonomy places the organism in Eukaryota, Metazoa, Platyhelminthes, Cestoda, Cyclophyllidea, Mesocestoididae. The record is from the annotation of a GenBank genome assembly.
CCUGCGGGCAUUGCGAAUGUCAUUUACGCCGUGUGUUUCCUCCGUUGCUUGUUAGAUGUGGAUCCUUUGGGCAACGGUGGGGAGUACAUCGCAUUGAUUCCACUCACCGACAAUCGCCUACGGCCUCAACGCAUCGCCGUGAAGAUCUGCAUCACGGUUCUCUUCUGUCUAGCCAUCUCAGGUCUCCUUCUUUUCUUCCUUCUGCUGCGUUCAGUGGAACUGCAAUCGAACCGCCCAAUUCUGAUGCCAACUCGCUCGGAAAUACACGACGGUGUGGUUUUCCUAGACUUGUCGUAUCCCUUCAACUUCACGAAUCGGAACUACUUUCCAGUCCACGUGGAGCACGUCAGUCUGCUGUCUCUGUACCACUCGACAGUCAUAAAUGAGACACAAGAGGACAUGGACUUGUGGAUUCCGUACCGCGGCACGCAGGAACUCCACUUUAACCAAAGCCUUGCCUUUGAUGAACCGAUCUUCUCCAAUUAUCUCCCAAGGCUUUGCCUCAGCAACAACACUCAAUUCAAUCAAAUCUACAUUUCCUUCGGACUAAAUGUCAAAGCCCGCGCACUCGGCCAACGCAUCGACUCUGUCCUGGACACAUUUCAACUGAUCCUCCAGAAUCUGAUCAAAGAUUUCUUGCUGUUGCUUCUCACUCAGUUCAGCGAAUUUGACGGUGCCUUGCCGUGCUCUCUCCCCUCUCUUUCGCCUCUAACCACCUACCUCCUGCCACAAGGCCCGUCUGGCUGUCUCCUUCACCUUGCCCAACUCCCCACUCAACAUCUGGUCCAGAGUCUCGAGAUACCGUUCAAGGAAAUCCCGAAAUUGUGUUACUGA